Cavenderia fasciculata is the source of this 726-nucleotide messenger RNA. RefSeq lists its product as uncharacterized. The transcript is spliced from 2 exons. The record is from RefSeq and is a predicted model, not a curated record. Lineage: Eukaryota; Evosea; Eumycetozoa; Acytosteliales; Cavenderiaceae. Bases 1 to 726 code for a protein of 241 amino acids.
AUGAUCAAACUUUGUAAUUACUUUUCUAAUAAUCUUUUCUUCUUCUUCUUCUGUCUUUUAGGAAUCUCAUCAAUAAAUAAUUCGACCAUUCCAACCAAUAAUUCAACAAAACCAAAUAAUACUAAUACUACUACAACACCAGUUCCAACCAAUAAUUCAACAAAUACCAAUUCUACAUCUCCAACACCAACUCCAAACAAAAAUUCAACAACUACUUCCAAUGUAACUAUUCCCCAAGAAGAAGAUAAAUCACCCAAAGUCUAUUCAAUUUCAACCACACCCCCAGAGGGAGGAGUUGUAUUUAUCAAAGGAAAUCAUCUGACUUCCAAGACUCCAAUUUAUAUCUCUGUUGCCGGUGUAAUGUGUUCAACAAUUGAUACUAGACGCCAAUGUGACGACUCUAAUAUAAUUUGUAUACUUGGUCCAUGGAAUGGAGAGACACCAACUCCUCCAGAUUAUCCUCUCCGAAUGAACAUUUUUAUCAAUGGUCAACAAAUUCCAGGUGCUCAUUAUUUCCAAUAUGAAGCUGUUGAAGAAGGAGGCAUUUUAAGAAGUUUAUCAUCAAAAGACAAAAUAUUGAUUGCAGUUUUAAUACCAUUGUCAUUAUUUAUUUUGUUUGGUAUCGUUUUGAUUGCCUAUAUUAAACGUAGAGUUGAUGGUGUAAAUAGAAUGAGUGAAGUUAAAACUAGUCAAGUUCAAUGUCAAUUAACUCAUGAAUUGGCAUAA